Molecule: messenger RNA, 916 nt
Organism: Arabidopsis thaliana (thale cress)
Lineage: Eukaryota; Viridiplantae; Streptophyta; Magnoliopsida; Brassicales; Brassicaceae
Gene: ERF8
Product: ethylene response factor 8
Exons: 1
Coding region: 157-714 (185 amino acids)
Biological process (GO): regulation of DNA-templated transcription
Cellular component (GO): nucleus
Molecular function (GO): DNA binding; DNA-binding transcription factor activity
Source: RefSeq, marked reviewed
AAACCAUCUCUCAAAAUGGCUUUGACUGUUCACAAGAAAGCUCCCCAAAAGGAGCGUUGCUUUACUCUCCUAUAAAAAGAAGCUCUUCUACUUCUUCUCGUUACCACAAAACUCUUUCACCGAUCUUCUCGUUCCAUUCUUCUUCCUAAUUACACCAUGCCCAACAUCACCAUGGGUUUGAAACCCGACCCGGUUGCUCCAACGAACCCGACUCAUCAUGAGAGUAAUGCUGCCAAAGAGAUUCGUUACAGAGGCGUUAGGAAACGUCCAUGGGGAAGAUACGCCGCUGAGAUCCGAGAUCCGGUUAAGAAAACUCGAGUCUGGCUCGGUACGUUCGACACCGCUCAGCAGGCGGCGCGUGCUUACGACGCAGCCGCGCGUGACUUUCGUGGUGUUAAGGCUAAGACCAAUUUCGGUGUUAUCGUUGGUAGUAGUCCUACUCAGAGUAGCACCGUCGUCGACUCUCCCACGGCGGCACGGUUUAUAACACCUCCGCACCUCGAGCUCAGCUUAGGCGGCGGCGGCGCGUGUCGUCGUAAGAUCCCGCUUGUGCAUCCGGUUUACUACUAUAACAUGGCGACGUAUCCAAAGAUGACGACGUGUGGUGUCCAGAGCGAGUCUGAAACGUCGUCGGUCGUUGAUUUCGAAGGUGGAGCUGGGAAGAUAUCUCCGCCGUUAGAUCUGGAUCUUAACUUAGCUCCUCCGGCGGAAUAGGCCGUGAGUUUUUUUUUUCUUAUGUCGUUUCUUUAGACAAAAAAAAAUAACGUUUCCUUUUUUUUUCUGCCUAAGAAAAAAAUAUUAUCCGUUUUUUAGAAGAAAGUGUAGAAAAGCUCCAAUAUAAUUUUUAGCUGCCGUGAAAAAAAAGUCGUUAUGUAUAUAUUAUUAUGAAACCCUAUUAUAAAUCGACGUAACAUAA